ACAGUGGUCGUAAAUUGAGGACUACCUGCUUUAAACAAAGCAAGCCUCUAUAAAGGACAUCAGAAGACAAUAAAGAGUAGAAUGAAGUGAAAAUGGGAUAAAAUGGGAAACAUUUCUAAGAAGCUGGGAAGCAAAGCAUGAAUGCACAAGCUUCACUUAUCCUUGCUCCUUUGGCAAUUAUUACUAUGGCAGGUAGUUGCCUAGUCAGCCACGAUUAGAUUGGAUUUGGUAAUUUUAUUCACCUACUGACUCUUUCCCAAAUACUUAGAAUAGGCAGAUGUUAUUAUUUAAUGGUGUUAAACUAUCGUCGCAGGAUGUAACAUCUUCCAGGUAAAGCUGCCUUUCGCAAUUGACUGAUGAGAUUUUUGUCAACGCCGAUAGUAUUAUUAUCCGAUUCUGGUUGUUCUGUUCAUUUAGCUGUCGUAAAAAAAGGAGCAGACGAAUUUGCCUACCCCGCUUCUCAUGCAAUGUAAGGGGACAUCCAUCCACAUAUCAUCCGGCAGUUAAUGCUUUAAGUUAUCAUGCACGUUGCUGGCGAAAUGGUUUCUGAAUCUCCCGCCCAUCAAUCUAUGCGAACACACCACGCACAGAAGGCGCAGGGAGGCGCCCGCUGAUAAUUCCCGGCGUUGCUAUCUCUGACGACGCAUAUUGCUAUCUUGUAAGGGAAGCGUAAACGCUGCCUUCCACCUCUUGCUCUAAUCCCACCCCGACCUAGUCCCUGGUUAGCCAUUCGGCAUAUGUUAGAUAGACAGAUAGCGGCACUCAGAGCGCAUGCCCCAAGAGGUGAAGAGCGUCCGAAAUAUUGCUGCGCAUGCGCCACUCGGACGAUCACCCCCGGGGACGACCGCGUCACUGUUUCUUCUGAGACUGACUCGACCGAAACAAGGUCGGUAAAAGGGAAGCACGCCAACCGACCACCAACGAAUGAAGUCGGGAAACCUUGGGCCUAUCAAAGCUUACUUCUCCCACGUGGGGUUAAAAUAAGGCGGGAUCUUUUCUUCGAUUGCUUCCCGGAGCCGGCCAAUCCGCGUUGGGAUCAGCCAAAUGAGCGAGGCAGCUUCUCUCCCAGUGGCCCGACCUCGAUCGCCGCUGGCCAAUCAGGAGAAGCUGCGCAGGAUUCUCGCGCUUAGUCAGUUGGAAGAGGCCGUUUCCCUUGUGCCCUUCCCCCACCCUCCUUCUCCUGUCGUGCCACCGACGGUUGGGCAGACUCGCGGCUUUUUGCCCGCCCCUUUCGGAUUUUUAUCUGUCGUUGGGACCGGAGUUGAAUUACCAUGAGCGAGGGCGGCGAGGACUGGGGGGCCCCGUCCCCUAAGCAGCGGCGCUUAGACCCGGCUUGUCAACUGCAGAAGGAGACUGAGGCAGCCCAAGCUCUGGCCGAAAUGACGGCUUGGGGCGGCGGGAGCUUUGAAGUCCUCAACCAGCAGGAGGCGCACGCGAGCUCCGCAGCAAAAUCGAGUAGCCUGGAAACGGCCGGCCAGCAGGGGGUGCGCGCAACCGCCCCAGCGGUCGGGGAGCGAAGCGCUUCGGGGCAGGAUUUGGGGACUCGGUACGGCCGCGCAGGGGUAGAUCGGGAGGCGUCCUCCGACGAGGAACUAGGAACCGCAGCGGGGGGCGUGGAGACUGCCAGGCUGAAGCGGAGGAACGCGGAAGCCGCCGCCACCGCCGCCACUGUGAGCGAUGACUAUGAGGACGGCCGGGAGACCAAGAGAAAGAGGAAGGACGCCAAGGAGAGGCGCAGGGCUGCCGAGGGAGCAGCUGAAGCAGCAGAGGAUGAGUGCUCCGUCAUUUCGGUGGGGGAGGAAGAGGAGGAGGAGGAGGACGACGACGAGGAGGAGGAAGAGGAAGAAGGGGGCAAACAGCAACCCACUCGCAAAACUGAGCAGUACUUGGAAGCCCUGGAGGCUGUGCAGCUGGAACUGGAAGCUGUAAAUCAGCAGGCCAACCGUGCCUUUGCCCAGCUCAAAGCAAAGUUCAGUCACAUGCGGCGCCCACAUCUGGAGCGACGUAACGUCAUCAUUCAAAACAUCCCCGGUUUCUGGGUCACUGCUUUUCUCAACCAUCCUCAGCUUUCAGCCAUGAUCAAUGACCGGGAUGAGGACAUUUUGAGUUAUAUGACCAAUCUGCAGGUUGUGGAUUUCACCCAUGCAAAGUCAGGCUGCAAGAUCAAGUUCUACUUCAGCAGCAAUCCCUAUUUCCAGAAUGAGGUCAUUGUGAAGGAAUUCCAGUGUGGUUCUUCUGGGAGAUUAGUUUCUCAUUCUACACCAAUUCGCUGGUGGCGUGGCCAGGUCCCACUAGCUCAUGGCCAGAAGAACUUCGAAAUGGGCCGCAGCUUCUUCAGUUGGUUCUGUGACCAUAGCUUUCCUGCAGGAGAUCGCAUUGCCGAGAUCAUUAAAGAAGACCUGUGGCCCAAUCCACUUCAGUACUAUCUGAUGGGGGAAGGUGGUGAAAAUGGUGAAGAAGACAGUGAGACAGAGAAUGGUGAUGACUUUGUUGUGAUUGUGGAUGAUGAUGGCGAAGAUGAGGAGGAAGAUGGGGUGGCAGAUGUCCAUGAAAUCAUAGAUGAAGAAGAGACUGAGCGAGGUGAAGUGGUGGAAGAGGUAUUAAGUGGCCAAGAAGAUGAUAUUGCUGGAUCCAAGUCCUCCCGAGAUGAGCCAGAUGGGAAGGAUUCUGAGGUGGAAGAAGAUGGCUAGAUUAGCUUAUAAAAGAACAGUGUAUCUGGUUGGAUUUUCCUAUAGGGACCUCAGUGGCACUUUGAUGCUGACCAAUUGCACUUGGACAUGGCAAAAGAUGGGGUGUAUCAGCAGCGGUCACUUAGAUUAUUUUGUAUCUUUAUUUAUUGUAUUGACUGCAUUUCUCUCUCUGCCCUUUUGGGGGCACUAUGUGCAAGCACCCCCUUAAUUGUUUGAUGCUUAGCAUCUCCUACCUGCCUGUGUGGGGGCUGUAUGCUUAUUUGCCCUGUCCCCUGGUGGCUACUCAGGGUCUUGUUUGCCCAGAGGCCUUUUUAAAACAGCUCAGGGUUUCCUUUUUCCAUUCAGCAUUAUUAAGCUGCUGGCUUUUCGCACCUUCCUUGAACUCUGCUUAUAAGGAUUCUACUCACCCUGUAUAUAUUUUAGCUUAAGUAUGCCUGCUAGCGGCCGACCAGUGCCUCAUGCCAUCAAAACAUAAUCCCAGUCUUACUUUUUCCACAUUGAGGGUAGGGCCUAACCUAAUGGGACUCAUCCAUCGCCAAUGCAGGGUUCUGUCAUUCUAACCUAGUUUGUAAUAGCUCCCGUUGAUCUAAAUGGCAACCUUGCACCCAUUGGCUUAGCUGAAGCAAUAAUAGCUGUCUGGAUGCACAGUAUUUUCCUUGGAGUUGUUAAUGCAAGGAGAAAGGCUGUGAUGAUGGCUUUUUCUUGUGUUUGAUAUUUUCUCCAGUGCUCCAGUUCAUGAAAGCAAUGGCAAGAUGUUUCUAGCAACAGCGUGUAUAUGUGAUUUUAUUCUCCAAUGUACUUUAUGUAUAAUUGCAGACAAUUUCCUAGCAAUGUUCCUAAAGCAUCAUACCCAGUUGGAUUUGCCCAUUCCCUAUACCCCACAGAGGCUGUUCUAUGCAAUGCUACUGAUAUUUGUAGAAAGGCAACCAUUUUCCUUGGCUGAUUUUUUUGUAUAUUUCGUAUCAGGACUUUGUACUUUUUUUUACUAUAAAAAAAAGCACUUAACGUACCAAGCGCUUUCCAAUUUGGUGUGUGACUCUUUUAUUUUGAAUAUCUAAAGCCUCAUAUUCUGUGCUCAUAAUGCCUAUGUAAGUGAGGAUAUACAGACAAGUUAUACUGUAUAUGCUUUACUCUAAAAUGGGAGGUGAACUGGCACAGAGGGGAACUGGCACGGAGUAAAUAGUGAAGGAUGAAUAUGAAUUAUAAAAGAAAAAAGUGAAUAUAUUUUGCAUUACAGAUAGUCCUCACUUAGCUAUCACAAUUGGGAUCAGUAACUCUGAUGCUAAGCAACAUCAUUGCUAAGUGAAACAUAUCUAUGAGGGUCUUACAGUGUCACUUCCCAUUCAGUUGUUUAAGCAAAUCAAUGCAGGUUUUAAGAGUAGCUGCAUCACAGCAACUUGCAAUUUUAUUGUUGGUUUCCCCAUUGACUCUACUUGUUAUAAGCUAGUUGCAAAGCACAGAAAUGGCAAUCACAAGACAGUGGGACACUCUGACAAUUGUAAAUACCCUCCCCUCCAAGUUGUGGAACAUCCAAAUUUUGAUCACAUGACUGCAGGAACAGUGCAACAGUUAUAAAUGAUUGGUCAUAAAGUUACUUUUUCAGUCCUGUUGUAAGUUUGUACAGUUGCUAAACAGGGCAGUUGUUAAACAUGGUCUACCUGUAUAGAAUUUUUUCCUCUGAGCUGUUGGUACUUCAUGCUGAUACAUAAUACGUUCAGUACUAAAGAACUCAAAAAUCUAAACAUAUUGCAAACUCUUAUAAUUGCAGAACACCAGGAAUCUUGAUGGUAAAAAACAGUAACUUAGAAUAGUAAUUUUUAAAUAGUAAAGUAGAAUAGUACUUUUUAAAAAGAAAUAUUAAGAAAUGCAUUCCUUAUGUAAAAAGCCUGGACCUGAUAACUUUCUUAGAAAUGGUUUGAUGUGGUCUUUUUAUGGAGUAAACUGCAUUUAGCAUCUUUAAGUGGGGGGAUAAUACAGUAAUUCUUGAGCACCAGAAUAAAUAUGCUUGCAUGUUUUUUUGAUGUGUGGAGAUAGGGUCAUUAGGAUGAACUAUUGUAACUUCAACUUCUCAGAGAUGCUAGUAUUUCAAGUAUAUGAGAAGGGUGGUAUUGGGAAGCAUAUAAACAUGCAAUCUUUUUUCUGUGUUCUGAAAUGAUUCACUGUGGAAAGACAAUUCCAUUGGAUUUUUCCUCCCUAGGAAUUAAAGUGGAGCAAUUGAGGAUAUGUAAUACAUUCUGAAAAAUACAUCUGCUUGAAAAUUCAGAAAUUGGUUACAAGGCAAAAUAAUAAAUUUACUCAUUUCCACAGCUCGAUACA
Crotalus tigris (Tiger rattlesnake) is the source of this 5006-nucleotide messenger RNA. RefSeq names its product TSPY like 2 (gene TSPYL2). Lineage: Eukaryota; Metazoa; Chordata; Lepidosauria; Squamata; Viperidae. The transcript has 7 exons. The record is from RefSeq and is a predicted model, not a curated record. Gene Ontology annotation, molecular function: chromatin binding; histone binding. Gene Ontology annotation, biological process: nucleosome assembly. Gene Ontology annotation, cellular component: chromatin; nucleus. Bases 1272 to 2690 code for a protein of 472 amino acids.